GCAAUUUCUAAAAGUUUAUCGGGCCAACUCAUCGAUCCAGUCAGCUGUCAUCAUCGAAGUGUCGAACGCCCCGCUAAGUCGCCGACUCCCUUCGCGGCUUCGCCCUCCGGCAGGCGCCAGCACGCAGCACGCAGCACGGCAGCACCGGCACUCGCCUUACGCCCGUCGCCCGGUCGCCUGCAUUCCGCCACUCACCCUUCGGCGGUUUGGCCAAUCUUCCCUUCUCAAUUUUCACCUUCCAUAGUUCCGACAGGAAUAUGCUGGGGUCAUUGCCCAUAUUGCCUCUCCCUCCUGCUACAGAGGAUGGAAAUCUUGGUCCAUUGCCUCUAGCUCAAUUGACAGAAAAGGACAAAGAUGAUGUUAAGGAAAUGAAUGAGGAGGAAAAGAACAAAAACAGUUCAGCCUUAGCAUCAGUUGCGACCCAUGCAAAAACUAUUGGGAUCAUUUACCCACCUCCUGAUAUUAGAAGCAUUGUUGAUAAGACAUCUCAGUUUGUUGUUAAGAAUGGUCCAGAAUUUGAGAGAAGGAUUGUUCUGAGCAAUGCAGGGAAUGCGAAGUUUAACUUUUUGAACCCCUCAGAUCCUUAUCAUGCUUACUAUCAACACCGCUUGUCCGAGGGCCGUGCACAGAAUUUGGCUUCUGGUCAGCAGCUUCCUUCAAAGAUAGCCGAUUCAGAUGCUUCAGAAUCAGCCCCUUCUGCACCUUCAUCUGAUGCCAUUGAUGCAAUGGCAAGGCCCGACCCAUCUGCACAGUUCAGACCCGUUCGCAAGGUUCUUGAACCACCAGAAGCGGAACAGUAUACUGUUCGGCUUCCUGAGGGGAUCACAGGAGAGGAAUUGGAUAUCAUUAAGCUCACUGCGCAGUUUGUAGCAAGGAACGGGAAGUCUUUUCUGACAGGGUUGACCAGUAGAGAGAUCAACAAUUCUCUAUUUCAGUUUCUGAAGCCUACACAUAGCAUGUUUAUGUUUUUCACAUCACUGGCAGAUGCGUACUCAAAGGUCCUAAUGCCUCCUAAAGGCUUGACUGAUAAACUGAAGAAGAGUGCUGCUGACAUGACGACUGUACUUGAACGGUGCCUAAAUCGGUUGGAAUGGGAAAGGUCACAGGAACAGGCUAGACAGAAAGCUGAAGAUGAAAUAGAAUCCGAGAGACUGCAAAUGGCUAUGAUCGAUUGGCAUGAUUUUGUUGUGGUCGAGACUAUAGAUUUUGCUGAUGAUGAGGAUCAUGAUUUACCCCCUCCUAUGACCCUUGAGGAGGUUAUCAGGAGGAGCAAGAUGUCAUCGAUGGAUGAGGAGGAAGAUUUUGUUGAGCCAGGGAAAGAAGUAGAAAUGGAGAUGGAUGAGGAAGAGGUUCAACUCGUUGAAGAAGGCAUGAGAGCCACUACCAUUGAGGACAACUCUGUCCAGAAUUCUGAAAUUAAGGCAAUAACAGAGGAUCAUGAUCCGCCCAUGAGAAUUGUGAAAAACUGGAAAAGGCCUGAAGAGAGGUCCCUUCCAGAAAGAGAUCCAACAAAGUAUGUCAUUUCUCCUAUAACCGGGGAGAUGAUUCUGAUCAGUGAGAUGUCUGAGCAUAUGAGGAUCUCUCUUAUUGAUCCUAAAUACAAGGAGCAGAAAGAGAGAAUGUUCGCGAAGAUUAGGGACACAACCCUUGCUCAGGAUGAUGAAAUUUCUAGAAACAUUGUUGGGCUCGCUAGGACACGUCCCGAUAUUUUUGGAACCACAGAAGAAGAAGUGUCAAAUGCAGUCAAGGCCGAGAUCGAGAAGAAAAAGGAAGAGCCAAAACAGGUCAUAUGGGAUGGUCACACUGGAAGCAUUGGUCGUACAGCUAGCCAGGCAUUGUCCCAAAACAGUGCAGAAGAUCAGUAUGAUUUUGUAAAUGAUGCAAGGAAUCUUCCGGGCCCACAAGCACCACCUCCUCCCAGGCCUGGGUUGCCAUCAGUUCGACCACUUCCCCCACCACCUGGUCUGGCAUUAAACAUCCCUCGCGCUCCUAAUACUUACCUCUAUCCAACUCAUGGUACCCCUGGGGUUAUUGUUCCACCUCUUCCCAGGCCUCCUGUGAUUAACACAAUCCCACAGUUGCAACCCCCACACCCUACCAACUCACCCAUGUCUGGGCAGCAUCUUAUGGUUAACCGUCCCCCAAUGCACACAUCAAUGCCCAUCAGUGCUCCCAACAUUUCGGUACCAUUACCACCUGGCUCUCAAUAUACACCUAUGGGUCCUCCUCGACCAUCUUUUGUUCCCCAUCCCAUGUCCCAAUCUGGAAUGAAUGUGGUUCCACCACCUCCAAUGCUACCCCAUGGAAUGCCUCCACCACCUCCGCCCGAAGAAGCUCCACCACUUCCAGAGGAACCAGAGCCUAAAAGGCAAAAGCUUGAUGAGUCUAUACUCAUUCCUGAGGACCAGUUCCUGGCCAAGCAUUCGGGACCUGCCCGUAUCAGCAUUACUGUACCCAAUGUUGAUGAGGGAAACCUCAAAGGCCAGGUAUUGGAAAUUUCAGUGCAGUCCUUGUCUGAAACUAUUGGCAGUUUGAAGGAGAAGAUAUCUGGUGAGAUCCAGCUUCCUUCAAACAAGCAGAAGCUGAGUGGGAAGGCUGGUUUUCUCAAGGACAACUUGUCGCUUGCCUAUUACAAUGUUUUUUCUGGAGAAACACUCAAUCUUUCACUCAGAGAACGUGGUGGCAGAAAGAGAUGAAUAUCUAGGGCUUUGUUCUUACUGUUAUGUUAGUUUUUGAGAUUUUAUUUCAUAUGUACCCCUAACAGUGCUUUUUGAGUUUUUUUUUUAAAUUUUAAAUGUCUUUGAGCUGAUGGUAUGGUAAUCCUCAUUCUGACUUUUACAGAAUUCGCAACUUGGUAAGGUACCACUGAAGCUUAUGGGAAGUUUUUAUUAGUUCUAUUUCUAUAAGAUGCAAUUUUACAAUCUGUUUUCUUUUCAUGCCACUAAUUAUGUCUUGUCUUGACAUGCAGCUGACCUCUGUUCCCAAUUGAGCUUUAAUCGGUCUCUAUUGAAAUCUGUCUUAUUCGAUUGUCUUGAUGUUGUAUAUGUUUCUUGCUUCAUGUAUUUUUGGAUGAAUCUCUUCUGUUAGCAGGCAGUAUGUGUUGUGCUUAUUAAAAAACAUAAUUGAAGCUUCAAGUUUCCCUAUGCAAUGUUCAGGUAUCAUAGGUUUCAACACCCAUGCUAUGGCCUGUCUCUUUUGUGUUUUUUGCUGAGUAUAUACGAGAAGAGCAUUCAAAGGCGUGCUGCUGCCCUAUAUGCAACUGCCAGGAAGAAACUGUGACACACCUGUUUUUGAAGUGCCAGGUAUCGAGAUAAAUUUGGGAGGAUGAGGGUCUCUUUUCGCUGCUGGAGGAUCGAUCAUUUACAAAAUGGUUGCGGCUGAUUUUUGACAAGUUAGCUACUGGAGAAAUUUGUAGAGUUAUUAUGCUUUUGUGGAGCAUACGGAAGGUUAGGAAUGGGCUUGUGUGGAAGGGUGAGCCCUCCGGUGAAGGUGUGAGACGAGUAGCAGUAGCUUUGCUACUGAGUUGGAAGGCUGCCCAUGAAGAGGAGGGUAGCAGCUGGGAGGUUUCUGGGAAGCGGCAGAGGAAUAGAAAGUGGAAACGGCCUGAGGCGAACCAGAUAAAGAUCAAUGUGGAUGCAGCACAUAAUCCAAGAACAGGUUUGUGGGCUUGGGGACGGGUGAAUCGGAAUUACGAGGGAGAAUUCAUAAAAGCACAGACUCGUGUUGGCAAAUUAGCUUGGUCUCCGGAAGUAGCUGAGGCUUGGGGAGUGAGGGAAGCUAUUUUAUGGGCUUGUGAGAAUGGGUGGAGUAAAACGGUGAUCGAGACAGAUGUGGCCUUGGUUUUAGCGGGAAUUAAUGGCGAUUCGGUUGUGGCCCAGAUUGGGGUCAUCUAUGGUGACAUAAAGAAAAUAAUGAGCGAGGAUUCAAAUAUUCAGGUCCAAUGGUGUAGUAGAGUAGCGAAUAGAGUAGCUCAUACUUUUGCUUGUUUUGCAAUUCCUUUGGGCGAAACCGAAGUAAAUUUCUGUUCGCCGCCGUCUUACAGUGUAAGCCAUUUGGCAAAUGAUUUAAUUUUAUAAAUUGGAUAGUUUUCUUUAAAAAAAGACGUGAUUUGGUGAUUUUGCUAAAAAAAAAAAGACGUGAUUUGGUAAUUUUGUAAACUGCUACCCUUUGGCAGUUUGGGCUAGGGCUUCUGGUUGGAGAAAUUCAGUAUUUUUUGUGUUCUGUAGCUGUAGGUGUGAUAACCUAUUUUUGCAUUCUUUCAUGGUUUCGCUCUUGACCAGGUCUUUGUGGAAUUGGUGAUUUUGC
Messenger RNA from Cuscuta epithymum, 4305 nucleotides. Lineage: Eukaryota; Viridiplantae; Streptophyta; Magnoliopsida; Solanales; Convolvulaceae. The record is from the annotation of a GenBank genome assembly.